Molecule: messenger RNA, 2936 nt
Organism: Vitrella brassicaformis
Lineage: Eukaryota; Vitrellaceae
Source: the annotation of a GenBank genome assembly
GUUUGAAUCGUCUAUUCAAUCACUGCAGAAUAGAGUACCAGCGCAUUGGUCAGUCAAAUGAUCAAUCGGUACCGACAAGAUAUUGCCUGCGUACGUACAUGCGUAUGUUUGUAUGUGCAGAUGGUGUGUUUGGAUUAUGAGAGAUUCAAGGCGUUGCUGUUCAAGAUAGAGGCCAUGAACUCGCACCCCGACACGCAGGCCCGUCCGCAUCACCAUCGCAAGGCAGAAACUCACCGCAAUGGCGCACAACCUACGUCUAAAAGUGAGUAGAAACAGAAAGGCAGGAGCACACACAGAGAGAAAGAGGUGGCGCAUGCACAUCAUGUCUGGUGUGUGUGUUUGGUGUGUGGUGUUCAGUCGUUGGACCCGUCGCUGCUCUCCCUCCCUCCCGCGUUGCUGUUUGACCGACUCGGCCCUCUCAUCGGCACCGAGUCCGUCAUCGGGGGCCUGGCACGUGCCCACUCGUCCUUCCUGGUGCCCUCCCACGACCCCGACAUGCACACAACCAUCACCUUCACCGCCGACCACGCCAUCCACCCCACCGACAAGCAACUGGAGGCAUGGGUGCCCCGGCUGGCCAAGACGUCUUGGGCGGUGCUCAGCUGUCGGAUGAACAUGGGCAUGGUGAAGCUGCUGGAGGCCAUUAACGAGACUCUCGAGCAUUUGGAGGCGGACAGCACGUCGACAGAGCCACACGAGAUAGAUCUUUUGGAUCUGGAGAGCGAAGAGCGGACGGCAUUCCCCCGGUUGAAGACAGUAGCAGUGGGCGGGCGGUGAGGGUGGGUUACCGAUGCAGCGCUACUGGGACCUACGGUGGGGUCUUACAAAACACAAUUCAGCCAGUGCAGUCAGCCCGCCACCUGGCACCGACCGAACACUCCCUCUUGUGUGUGUGCGCGCCACAGGUCGCUCGAGUGUAAGCUGCGCAAGCAGAGCAUGCAGGAGAGGAUCGCCCACAACCACGAAUUCGAACCCAACAGUCGCUACGGGCAGCUCUGGCUGUCCUGGCGCAGGAGCGUGCCCAUCAUCCUCCUGUCGCCCCCAUUCGCGUGGGAUGCGCGUGAGGCGAUGGGCCUCAUCAUCGAGUCCGCGCAGGUCAAGAUUGUGAGGAGCAUCGCCAUCACAGAGGAACAGCCCGACCUGGACGGCUGGAUCGACGAGGACAAUGAUGAGCCGAGAAGGUCGCUCGAGUGCAUCGAGGCCACCAUCAAGGCAAAAAAGAUCACGCCAAGAAUCAUGUCGGUGAGUGACCAAUGCACGCACAGAAAGCGAGUGGCCACUCGCGACACAUCCUGUCUGUUGCCUGCUGUGUCGCAGUCGCUGCAUAAGGUCCACAAGUACCGUGUGAGCCCUGGCGGCAAGGAGGACUACAGCAGCAGCGCAUUCAUUUUCCCCUUCACCCUCCUCUGGCCCACCAACCCCGACAUCAUCAUCCGCAACAUCUACGACAGCGAGACGCCCGCAUUCGAGUCGUCCACCCUCGCCCUGGCUGCCUCCCUCGCCACAUCGGUGACCUUCCCCACCAGCCUCGCACAGGACAAUGUCAUCAUCCCGGCCUUCUACCGCCUCCUGCCCAAGCUGCUCUUCAGCUCAGCCCGCACCCUCACCCUUCAAAAGGCCAGGGACACCGACCACCCCCUCCUACAGCCACUGCUUUUCAAUCUCGGCCGCAUCUUCCCAUCGGUGCGGUCCAUCGACAUGGGCAAGGCACAGCAGCUGGGCGAGGGGGCCGUCGUCAAGACGAUAGAUGACCUCCCAUCGCUUCGAGUGGUGCGGUUCGCACGGCAGGCCAUUCUUUGCGGGCCCGAGGGGUUCUUCCUCCCGUCGUACCUGCGCAACUGUGCGAGUGACGGGCCGCUGCUGCACAUCAAGGGGGCGUUUUACUCAUCCUUUGCUGUAGAUGACGGUUGGUCGCUGUGGGAGGGGGAGGAAGAGGAAAGCGGGGCUGAGGCGCCUGUGGGCAAGGCAGAUGGGGGCGACAAGAAUGCAGGCAGCGGCACCAGGGAGGAGAUGUCAGUGGGAACAGCAGAGAGGCGCAGCAAGGAGGGAGGUAGUGGGGGAAUCGCGCGUCGCAUCCGUCGCAUCAGCGUGGUUUUCUCGGCUGACUAUGAGCCAGAGGACGCAGAGGAGGAUGGCCUGAACCCUAAACCCCUAAACCCACGGGUAGACAGGGAGGCCUUCGGCUAUUUGUUUGACACGUGCAUCAAGGCCAUCAGCACCCUGCCUAACCUAGAGUGCAUCACACUCCGAGCACACAGCGAGUUCCCCAUGGGUUUGCUACACACAGGUGGGAAGGGUGCCGUAGGGAGGCGGCUGAGCCGUUGCGGGUUCGUCGCUGUGCAAACAGGCCCUUGUAGUGUUGAGCUGUGUCGGGAGGGGCUGCCUGUCACGGAGGGCCAGCGGCUGAUCACUGACUAUUUCUCACGUGUCCAUAGUAGCAAUGAGAUGGUUGACUAGAUGGGUGUACUGGCUGGUGGCGUGUGUGCAGGGGGUGUACAAAGGGAACAUUCACGUUUGUGCCCGGCGCCAAGUGUUGCAUGCGAUGCCUGCCUUUGUGGGUUUGAUGUCCAUCCAGCGCCCCAUCUUAGCUUGUCUCUCUGCUUCUUGUCGUUCCGGUCGAUCCGCCGGCCAAAGGCGAGGAGGAGUAGUUGGACAGUGUGCAGAGGAGCACGUCUGUGCCGCUCAGACGCACACAUAUCCUGACUGACUGAUGCUCCAUCAACUUACUGCAUACACUGGCUGGUGUGUCGGAGCGAGUUGUGUAAAGACAGUCGAUUCGAUGUGCACAACUCUGACAGUGUGUGCCUGUCGAUGUCUUCUCUUGAGAUAACGCCAGGUGCGACUCGACGGAUGAGGACACGUACACCGACGUUUGACUUGCAUGAAUUCCACCCAGGACCUGGCCCAGCGGAAUGGCACAUCACACACACACACAG